Messenger RNA from Pisolithus orientalis, 1023 nucleotides. RefSeq lists its product as uncharacterized. Bases 36 to 638 code for a protein of 200 amino acids. The transcript has 4 exons. The record is from RefSeq and is a predicted model, not a curated record. NCBI's taxonomy places the organism in Eukaryota, Fungi, Basidiomycota, Agaricomycetes, Boletales, Pisolithaceae.
CCCAGAUCGUGUGCCUCAGACACCUAAUCUUAAUUAUGUCUCUACGAAGGGCUUUACCUCGAGAGUGGUCCCCCUACAGACAUUGCCGAUCGCAUAAGCGCAUCAUUUCCGACCUUCCUUCUAAACUCGUGCACCAACGAGUGGUGAAAGACUUAGCUGAGGCCGACAGAGACAUCUUGGAUGGCCUCCGCAAAGUGGGAUUCAAGUUGAACGUGGGAGAUGACGACUCUGGUCCUUUCCCGCUAAUUUGGAAAAAGGGUGGGGGUUUUCACUUUGACGUUGGGGCAUCGCAACAGAUCAUCGACGGGAAAAUCAAGCUAAAAAGCAACGGGAGUAUUACUAGGUUCACACCGAACGGAUUGUUAUUUGAGGACGGUUCAACCCUUGAAGCGGAUGUAGUCAUCUUGGCCACUGGCUACGCGGAUGGGCGUAUUGCGUAUCUCCAGUUGCUACCAAGUCACUUGCAUGAUGCCGUUCAACCCCUUUGGGGCCUCGACGAGGAGGGAGAAUUGUACUCCGUAGCCCGCGAAAUCGGAGGACGAGGUCCCCAGGCUGCGAAAGUCGCUGGACUAUGGGCAAUGUUGGGCAAUUUGGCCAUGUGUCGUUUCCACUCCAAACAUGUUGCAUUGCGCGAGUAGUUCCGGCUGAUCUGAGUUUUUUUGUCGGGCUGAUAUGGUUGGCAGAAAUCAAGGCUUAUGAAGAAGGCAUAUUUGGCGAGCGGUACUGACCUUGUCCUCACUAGUGAUCGUGAGUUCCCUCGGAACGAUCGAGAGGGAAUGAGUGUCUCCUGUUGGGUCUUUGGUUUACCUAGGGGAGACUACCUCGGAGCAGUGGUCGUCUCAACUAGCUAAACCACAAGUUCAACCACAGCUGCUAUAGAUUGACUAUAUGUUACAUGGUAUCCUUGUUCUCAUCUUCAUUGACCCUAUCCCGCAGAUGAUUGAAGUCUAGGUUUGUCUCUGGGUGCUUUGAAUUACAAUCUUCUCUCUCUCUCUCAAGUCCCCCGAGGAUAUUGACUGCGUG